AUGACCGACGCCAAAGUUGUCGACGAGACGCCCAUCUCGCCAGUCCGCGAGGGGCUGGAGCGCCGCAAUAGCUUGGAGAAGCACCUGCAGCACAGGCCGGACCCGCAGGACCUGAAGAACAGGCACAUUCUGCUGGACACGACUGCUGCUCCGGCACUGCAGGCAAAGGCGCAGGAGCUCGAGCGCCAGCGUGCGACAGACAACCUUAAGAAAGGCCUCGCCCACCGCCCGGACCGCGAGACGCUCGUCGAGCGCCACAUCCUCCCCGACUCGAACGCCGCUCCAGCUCUCCAGAGUCAUCAGUUGGAGCUCGAGCGACACAUGCGUAAAGACAGUCUCGAAAAGGGCCUACAGCACCGUCCCUCACCCGAGGACCUGGUCAAGAAGGGCAUUCUCGAGGCCGACGAGAACCCUCUCAAAGAUGCAUAA
This is a messenger RNA of Trematosphaeria pertusa, 429 nucleotides long. RefSeq lists its product as uncharacterized. Lineage: Eukaryota; Fungi; Ascomycota; Dothideomycetes; Pleosporales; Trematosphaeriaceae. The coding region runs from base 1 to 429 and encodes 142 amino acids. The transcript is spliced from 2 exons. The record is from RefSeq and is a predicted model, not a curated record.